This is a messenger RNA of Diaporthe batatas, 609 nucleotides long. RefSeq lists its product as uncharacterized. Gene Ontology annotation, biological process: UDP-N-acetylglucosamine biosynthetic process. Gene Ontology annotation, molecular function: monosaccharide binding; glucosamine 6-phosphate N-acetyltransferase activity. The coding region runs from base 1 to 609 and encodes 202 amino acids. The record is from RefSeq and is a predicted model, not a curated record. The transcript is spliced from 2 exons. Gene Ontology annotation, cellular component: endoplasmic reticulum-Golgi intermediate compartment; endoplasmic reticulum; Golgi apparatus. NCBI's taxonomy places the organism in Eukaryota, Fungi, Ascomycota, Sordariomycetes, Diaporthales, Diaporthaceae.
AUGAACGGAACCACAGAGACCACCACUGCAGCUUCUGCGGCCACACAGACAACAGAGACCGUCAAGAUGAACGGCACGUCCACAUCCACAGCCACAACCACCACCGCCACAGAUGCAGGCCUGUUUGGCGACGAGCUCAUCUCCCCCGACGUCGCAAAGGCCCUGCCCGAGGGCUACAAGAUCCGCGCCCUGCGCCAGUCUGACUUCAAGGCCGGCUUCCUCGACUGCUUGCGUGUCCUCACCACCGUUGGUGACAUCACAGAGGAGGCCUUUGCCGAGCGAUUCGCCUGGCUUUCCAGGCAGGACGGCGGUUACUAUAUCCUGGUCAUUGAGGACGGCGGCAGGGUCGUCGGAACUGGCGCCCUCAUUCUGGAGCGCAAGUUCAUCCACAAUCUCGGCCUGGUUGGCCACAUCGAGGACAUCGCCGUCGCAAAGGACCAGCAGGGCAAGAAACUGGGCCUGCGUCUGAUCCAGGCCCUCGACUUCAUCGCCGAAAAGGUCGGCGCCUACAAGACAAUCCUCGACUGCAGCGAGGCCAACGAGGGCUUCUACAUCAAGUGCGGCUUUAAGAGGGCUGGGCUGGAAAUGGCCCACUACUACAAGAAAUAA